Molecule: messenger RNA, 5630 nt
Organism: Anarrhichthys ocellatus (wolf-eel)
Lineage: Eukaryota; Metazoa; Chordata; Actinopteri; Perciformes; Anarhichadidae
Gene: evla
Product: Enah/Vasp-like a
Exons: 14
Coding region: 2120-4243 (707 amino acids)
Biological process (GO): positive regulation of actin filament polymerization; actin polymerization or depolymerization; protein homotetramerization
Cellular component (GO): cytoskeleton
Molecular function (GO): SH3 domain binding; profilin binding; actin binding
Source: RefSeq, a predicted model, not a curated record
GUGUUACUAUGAAGCUUUCUUUGUUUUUUCCAAAUAACUCUUUUGGGGGGGAGGAAAUGUUUUCUGUAAUGACUUGAAUUUGAUCACUGAGACAUAUUUCUGACAUACAGCGCAGUUGCAGUCGUGUGUAUGUUUAUUUCAUCAGCUUCCAUUGGGAUUGGGGUGCAUUUCUCAACGUGUGGAUUAGUUCCCAGGAACUGUCUGUGAAAACAAAAAAGGUCUUAGAGAGGUUUUGUCUUUUAAGACACUAUCUGGACAAAGUUGAGACCAAAUAUUCCCGUUUGAUGCUCAGUGUGAUCACUUGCCCCGCAGCAGUUUAGCAUUGCAUGUUAUCAUUUAUUAUAUGUUAGUGAGCAGACAGUGUCCACUCCUCAGGGCACGACAGAGACUCUGUCACAGAUCGAGCUUGUUAACAUUUGCCCGGCCUGCGACACAGAAAUGUCCAGCUGGGCACUCAGAGCCACAGGCUAGCCAACAGUAAUGCUGCUUGCCACAGGCGUUAUGGUGAGCCCCGAAAAAACUAAAUCCCUGUUGACUGACUCUCCUGUUCGACCAAUCACUGUUGUCUGUGACCCUCAUUUAACCAAUCACAAGUGGCAUCUUGCGCUGCAGCGUGCCUUGUCACGCCCCGUGGUGGUUUGUGUUGUUUGCUGUCACCGCGGCAUAUAAGGGCAGCUGUUGGAGUGGAGGCCAGUGAACCAGAGAGGUCAAAGUUCAAAGAGUAAUGUUGUGUCAUCCUCACACUGGAGUACUGUCAGUCCUGGGACUCUGUGUGUGUUGCUUUUAAUGGGUGUAUUUAUUGCAUAUUUUGAUCAUAUUCAUUGUAUCUGAUCAUGUUUUGAUCAUUGCCCGAGGAAGACUUGUUGGUUGAAACAUCACUACUAGUUUUAAGAGACAACUCUGAUUCCAGUACUCCAUGUGCUGUUUUGAUCACAGCCCAUCCGACAGUGAAUGUUUAGCUAAUAUCUAUAUCAAUAAAACAGUUUACAGAAACACCAGCUGCUCUGUUAGACUGUACUGAGAAGCACUGGUGCUUUGUGCUCAAUGAUAACAUCAGCAUGCCAACAUGCUCACAAUGACAAUGCUAAUAUGCUGAUGUUGACCUGAUAUGGUUAGGGGGGUUACGGUUUUUUAACCUCAUGGUGGCGCUAGAGGAACAGUCAGGGUACAUCAAUACAUAGAUGCAUGUCAUGGCAUAAUUGCAUCCAUCCAAUAGAUAUUUCACUCCGGACUAAAGUGGUGGACUGACCGAAGAGCCACAGCACUCAAAACAAACUGCAGCGUCCACUUCUAUUUCUCAUUAUUCUGGUCUAUAGUCUGGACAAAGUCCCUCCAGCCAACGAUAAAUCUGAUGACUUCCAAAAUCUCGUGCAUCAAAUUUUGAUUGAGCGUUGGAGUAAGUCAAUUACUCAGUGGAUGUUAAUGGACAUUUAGGACGAACACCUCUUCCAGUUAAUCUGUGUUGUACAAAUGCACCCACUACAUGUGUCCUCUGAGGUAAAGGGCAUCCCAAUCGAUAGGAGCUGGCCACAGUAUGGACCGCUGGUUGGUCAUACAGGCUGUGCUUAAUACUUGGCAGCUAAGGCAACAGCAGGCUCUAGUUGAGAGGAGGGGGGGGCAGUAGCAAACCCCAACAACACCCCUCCACACACUCACUAAACAUUAGUGUGUGUGUGUGUGUGGGUGUGUGUGUGUGUGGAGGGGGGUAAAAGCUGGUUGAGACGGAUAUGAGGUAAUCUCCCUUGGGUUAACAGAAUGACAAUAGCACAGAGGUUCAAUCACACACACACACGGUCAUCUUUCAGACAGGCUGGUCAGUGACUUCAUCUCUGCCAGUCUGUCCCUCAGUCCUCUCUUUGUUGCUGGAUGGAUCAUCAUAGCGAAUGCAGCAGUACAAGAAUUCAGAUCUGAGGGAUGUUUUUGAUCUCAAUUUUUUAAGUGGACUUUUUUGUUUUAUUUGUGCAGCCGUCACUCCUGUUUGUAAUUUGUGUGUCAGGCUCUCAUCAGGAGGAUUAAACUGCUUUUAAUGAGUUCUAGUUUUUUAAGAUAACGGAGCAGCACAAGAGGGAGUUCUUGUCAUAGACAAACCGCUGCUGUUGUUGUUUUCCCGUUUACCAAAAUGGACAUACAGCGGCUCCAAGUGCUUCGUUACUGCCUCCCUCAGAGUGUCAGUGACUCAGGGUUGUUUUACAGCCACAUCGCCGUCAGUGAACAGAGUAUCUGCCAGGCGCGGGCCUCUGUGAUGGUCUACGACGAUGCCAGUAAGAAGUGGGUGCCCAUCAAGCCUGGGCAGCAGGGCUUCAGCCGCAUCAACAUCUACCACAACACUGCCAACAACACCUUCAGAGUGGUGGGCGUCAAACUGCAGGACCAGCAGGUGGUGAUCAACUACUCCAUAGUGAAGGGACUGAAAUACAAUCAGGCCACCCCAACCUUCCAUCAGUGGCGUGACGCCCGCCAGGUUUAUGGGCUGAACUUUGCCAGUAAGGAGGAGGCCACCACCUUCUCCAACGCCAUGCUGUUCGCCCUCAACGUCCUCAGCUCACCUGACAGUGGAGGUCCAGUCGUCCAGCGCCAAAAUGGGCCCUCCUCAGAGGAAAGCGAGGCCCAGAGGAGGAUGAUGGAGCAACAUCAGAUGCAGGCGCACAAGGAGAGGGAGCGACGAACGUCAGGAUCAGUCGUUUCCACUCUCCAAUAUAAAGUGUCCACUCCUCCCACCCACCCAAACACCCCUCCUGAGUACAGACAGUACAGAGCUAGCACACUGCCACCCUCCUAUGUCCGUGUGGCCUCCUCUCCUCCCUCCUCCACCUCCUCUCCCUCUCAGGAGAAAGAGGUAGGGGCUGCUAGGGAGAGAGCCCAGCUCUCCUCCCAGCUCUCCACCUCGCUCGCCUCAGCCUUUUCCCCAGUCCAGGCAGGAGUGACCACCCAGGGCCGACAGGUCCGUCAGAUACCCCUGUCUCCUCCCACAGCAGCUCGCCACCUACACCUUCAACAACAACAGCAGCAACAAGACUUCUCGCUCCCCCCAAAACACGGCACCUGGUCCGCCUCCCAUUUGCAGCAAAUGUACACCCAAAUGCCCCCUUCCGCUUCCCCUCCAGUUAUGAUGGCCAUGCCUGUGAAGCAGGGUUUGCCCCAACAGCCCACCCCCCCGUUGGCUCACCCCCUCCCGCCCCUGAGCACUAGAAUGAAGCCCCCACCUCUUGACCCAAACGCCGUGACGGGCCAUCACCAGUACCCCCAGCACCAGCCCCACCCUCACUCCAACGGCCAGCCAGACGGCCCCUACUCUCCUCAUUCUCAGCAUCUGCCACUCACCCCGCAGUACUGCGAGGCCGUCCCCCUGCCUCCUCUGAUAGGUCAGACAGCCCCAGGCCCCGCCCCCAGCCACCAGCCCCAGUACCCAUCCACCUUCCACCCUCAGCAGCAACUGUAUCUGCAACAACAACAACAACAGCAACAGGUGUACCACCAGCAGGCCCAGCCCCCCACCACCACUUCCUCCUCCUCACCCCCCUCUUACACUGCCAUGUCUGACGGGGGCUCGCCCAAGAAGACCCCCUCCCCUGUCCCCCAGCAGGCCCCCAUGUUCAGCAGCAGCCCCCCUGUCUCUGCAGGUAUGCUUUCUGUGGCGCCUCCUCCAGCUACAGUUCCAGCACCCAUGGCUGGUCCUCCAGCCCCCCCACCGCCACCCGGUCCACCACCCCCAAUGGCGGUUCCCCCACCCAUGCCCCCUCCACUACCCACUGGUGGAGGGCCUCCUGGGGGCCCACCCGGUGCCCAGCACCAACCCUCAGGACUGGCUGCAGCACUGGCUGGAGCCAAACUACGUAAAGUACAAAGGGAUGAGAGCAGUCCGCCCGGGUCUAGUGGCAAAAGUGACUCCAACCGGUCUAGUGGUGGCAGUGGAGGUGGUGGGGAGGGACUAAUGCAGGAGAUGAAUGCCUUACUAGCUCGCAGACGGAAAGCUUCAGAGAAACCUGAUGAAGACGACCCUAGAGGGCCAGGUCAGCAGAACUCAACGGAUGCUAUGAAAAAGCCAUGGGAACGAUCCAACUCUGCAGACAAGUCCUCGCUGGUGUCCAGAGUGAGACCCAUCGGCAGCACUAGUGAAUCAGACACAGAAUUUGACAGAAUGAAACAGGAAAUUUUGGAUGAAGUUGUACGUGAGUUGCAUAAAGUGAAAGAUGAAAUCAUUAAUGCCAUCAGACAAGAAAUCGGCAGAAUCGGUACAUCCUAAUCUCAUCUGAGCAACAGUAGGAGAGCAAGAGGAGGAUGGACAUGCAGAUGCACAGACACGAGGACCAGGGGAAUGUUCUCUCAAUGUUUCUGUGACCCUGCGAUGCCAUGAUGCAAGUUGCAGAGAUGUUGUGCCAACAUUUGAGUCUGCUGGACAGCGAAAAUGGAAGAGAGAAACAGAGAGAAGGGGUUAAUGAGACAGGAGAGCGGAAUGAGAACAGAGGGAUGCUGAAAGAAGGAUUAAAGGACUGACAAACUCAAACGGAGGAUGAAAAAUAUACUAAAAGAUGAAUUGAGGGAUGGACGGACAUUCGUGCUGAGUUUGGUGUUGUGGUCCUCUCUGUGCACCUAUAGACUCAGUCAGCCCAGUGUUGCAGCUCUUUGUUCUCUGUUCAGUCCAAGUCUUAAGAAGAAAAUAUUUUUGUUUUCUAAGUUUUUACUGUUUUAUUAUUUAAAAACUGUGGUGAUAAUGAUGAUGCUGUUGAUGACAAUGAGUAUUUUAUUGAUAUUAUAGAAGGAGAAAGGAAUCUUGCACACCAUUUAUGUCAGCCUUUUAUAUUUUCUAUUAUUUGUUUGUUUAGUUUAUCCCUAACUAUUUCAUAAUAACAAGCACAAGAGGGCAUAAUGGUGCUGCAGACUCACCUGCCCUCGACUGGCAUAUUUUAAAAAACAAAACAAAAAAACAGGCUUUUCAUGACUUUGUUCAUACUGGUGUUGUGUUUGUAACCUAUUCUCUCCAGAGAUGUUGGAAAACAUCUUGUUUUCGCCACAAUUAGCUACUUAAAAUACCUCUUUCCUCCAGAUCCGAGGAUUAACGCAUCGCAGAUGAGCAAAUGAUGUUUGGCAAUUGACCAGAUAACACACAACAGUCUGUAUAACUCCAGUGUGACCGAGGUUCAUGUCUCUACCUGUUCAUAUGUGCGAGAUCAUUGAAACUUGGGGAUUCCUCACAAAACAGGCCGAUAACUGUAAAUGUGCCACCUGGUUUUACGUAGAUAUAAAACAAUGUAGUACUACAUCCUAUACUUUGUGAACCUCCCAAGUAUGCAUGAAACCCCAUCUCUAUGAAUUUAUUUGAUUUUGAAAAAAAGAAAAAAUACAAACGGUGGUACAUUUAUCAAUGUGGUUUGUUUCCAUGAAGAUUCCCCCUUCUAUAUAUGAGAUGUUGAACUUGAUAAUGGUAGCAAUGUGGGGGGGGGGGUUGCUAUGGCAAUGUGCAAAUCUUACCAGAUAAGAAUGUGCAGAAAGUGAAUGGUAGGCCUAUGUGAUGGUAGCUAAAUGUGUCUUUGCAGAAAGGAUUUGGUUCAAUAUUGGUUGUUGCAUUCUAUCCACUCUGUCCUCUCUCAAAUACGUUCUAAUUUAAAAGCUGGAAGUAAAUUCAUUCAAAC